CAUCCAUCCACCCACCCAUCCAUCCAUCCAUCCAUCCACCCGCCGCCCUCCAUGGGCCGGCGGGGCCGGCGCUGAGCGCCGGGAAGGCAGCGCCCGGCUGCCGCGAUGAGCGGCGGGGAGGUCGUGUGUUCGGGCUGGCUCCGAAAGUCACCGCCGGAGAAGAAGUUACGGAGAUAUGCAUGGAAGAAACGCUGGUUCGUCCUGCGCAGCGGUCGGAUGAGUGGCGACCCCGACGUCCUGGAGUACUACAAAAAUGACCACUCCAAGAAACCUUUGCGUGUGAUCAACCUCAAUUUCUGCGAGCAAGUGGACGCAGGCCUGACCUUCAACAAGAAGGAGCUGCAAGACAGCUACAUCUUCGACAUCAAGACCAGUGACAGGACCUUCUACCUGGUGGCUGAGACCGAGGACGACAUGAACAAGUGGGUUCGCAGCAUCUGCCAGAUCUGUGGCUUCAACCAGUCUGAGGAGAACACAGAUACCCUGAGGAGCAUCGCCUCCAUGAACCAUGCACCGCGGUCCUCCCCGGCAGAACUCAGCAGUGCCAGCCACCACCUGCUGCGAGAGCGCAAGUCCUCAGCGCCGUCCCACUCCAGCCAGCCCACCCUGUUCACCUUCGACUCGCCCGCCGGCCACCUCCAGAGCACCCUGUCCGCCAGUGCCCCCCAGGACUACCUUUUCCUCCACCAGUGUAUGAGCAGAAAGUCAGAAAACGCAAGAAGCGCCAGCUUCUCCCAGGCCACAAGGUCCGCCUUCUUCAUGCGGAGUGACACAGCGGUCCAGAAGCUCUCACAGGGCAACGGGCACUGCGUGAACGGAGUUGGUGGGCAGCUCCACGGCUUUUACAGCCUGCCAAAACCCAGCCGGCACAACUCGGACUUCAGGGACAGUGCAUAUGACCUCCCACGCGCCUUCGGUUCCUACACCCACCCCAAAUCGAGCCUCACCAGCUCCGAAACCGAUAACGAGGAGGUCUACACCUACAAGACUCCCAACAACACCCUAUGCAAGGAGUUUGGGGAGCUCUCCAUGGACUCCUAUGACAUCCCUGCCACCCCGCUCUCUGUCUACCAGAUCCCCAGGACAUUUACACUGGACAAGAACCACAAUGCUCUGGCUGUGGCCGCCAGCGACUCGCCCGCUGCACCACCCCCGCGGCCCCCGAAACCCGGGCAGACGGAGCCACGGUGGGGCAGCCCACCCCAGCGGCCCCAACCCGGUGAAAGCUUAGGGCUGGCCCCCAUGGCAGCCACCAUUCCCCGGAGAAACACGCUGCCAGCGGUGGAGAACAGCAGGCUGCACCGAGCUUCUUCUUGCGAGACGUACGAAUACCCCCAGCACGGGGGAGGCAGCGCUGUGCAGUCAGUCGAGUCAAUGAAUGAUGGGUACAACUCCUACCUGCAAGCCAAGGCAGUGGUGGCCCGCUCCCACAGCACCGACUCCGAGGACAACUAUGUCCCCAUGAACCCCGGUUCCUCACCCUUGAUCCACACCGAGAAAGCCAACGACAAUGCCCAAAAUCUCUACAUCCCCAUGAGCCCUGGGCCGCAUCACUUUGACCUGGUGGGGUUGUCCUCGGCCACCCUCCCCGUGCAUAAAGGAGGAGCCAUGGCACAGUGCCACAGACGGUUGAGUGAGAUCCAGCCCCCACCAGUGAACCGCAACCUCAAACCCGACCGGAAAGCAAAGCCAUCGCCGCUGGACCUGAGGAACAACACCGUCAUCGAUGAGCUUCCCUUCAAAUCGCCAGUCACGAAAUCCUGGUCCAGGCCAACCCAGACCUUCAACGCCGGCUCUUUGCAAUACUGUCGCCCUGUCUCCUCCCAGAGCAUCACCAGCACUGACUCGGGAGACAGUGAGGAGAACUACGUGGCGAUGCAAAACCCCAUUUCUGCUUCUCCUGUUCCUAGUGGCACCAACAGCCCAGCGCCUAAAAAGAGUUCGGGGAGUGUGGAUUAUCUGGCCCUGGACUUCCAGCCAAGCUCACCAGGGCCACACAGAAAGCCCUCCACCUCCUCGGUCGCCUCGGAUGAGAAGGUUGAUUACGUGCAAGUGGACAAGGAGAAGACGCAGGCGCUGCAGAGCACCAUGCAGGAGUGGACUGACGUGCGGCAGUCCUCGGAGCCCGCCAAGAGCACGAAGCAGUAGAGCCUGGGGCAGGCAGCAAAACAGGCAAAUGUCCCAGUGGUUUUCCCUGGCUGAGGCACCGCCAGGCUGCCAGCUCCACUUGGGCUUGAUUUCUAAGACUUGUCUAUGGAGGGGGUCGUCAUUAUUUUUUUUUCUUUUAGGACAAAAAGAAACUUAAUUUCAGGGGAAGACUUGGCGGAUACUGUUUGCCAGUGAUAAAGACCAACUAUGUUCGGUGGCUAGGUUUGUGCUUUAGCUGCUGGAUGCACUAUCCAGGAACUUCGACUUAGCAAUACCAGGUUUCACCCGACACAUCUUUUGCUUACAGCUAUUAAAGCCACCUUGUAUGUGCUAACACUGCAUCAUCUCUCCCCGUCUUCUUCCAUACCGUACCCCCAAACUGUGCCAUGCAGGUUUGCAGCAUCUCUCAUAGGACAUCAUUCCCCAGCUCUGAUUCCCCACUCCUUAUGGUUGCCCUCUUCUCUGCCUCCUCCCAAUCCCAAAACUGAGCAAGGACCAUUCCUUUUGAAAUCACUUUUGUUGUCCCGUCUCUUGUAAAUAAUAUGUUCAAAACCUCUGAGGGCUAUGUUCCUCCUGUUGGGACAGCCCCUGUGUUUUUGGUUGUGGUUGUUAAUCUUCAGGAGCUUGAAGAGCAUCCAGACUGUCCAACUGAGCUGAUUUAGAAGCCCAGGACUUGCCCCAUCAUCCAUACACAUAUAUGCCAGCACACGCUCACACACAUGCAUGCACGCGUGAAACAGCUAAGUUUGUUGGGGUGUGUUCUGCCUGUUGAUGCUUUCCAGCAUCUCUCAAAGUCAAUGGGCUGGAGAGAUUGGCUUUGGAUGGCAGAAUUUAAGCCCUGACCCACUGCCUAUCUGAAACCAAUUGCCUGUGAAUCUGGCCCUAAGAACCAAAAUCUGCCCUUUGUGGCACCAAAAGAAGCCCAUAGAGUGAGAGUCCUACAUCUGUGGCUGUCAUGAGAAGUUCUGUGGUUGAGUACGAGGGGCGCAGGGAGGCUCUUGAGACUCUAUAUCUGGACUGGCACGAGGAUGAGUGACAAGGGGGGAGUGGAACGCUGUUGCGAGGACGGGGAGAAGGCGGAUGCUGUACUGCAGAGGUUGGUCUUGGGUGAGGAGGUCCAGUGGGGUGUAUCUUGGAGGAAAGCAGUAGAUUAAUUGAAAUGUUGGUUGAUGGUGAGGCCUUAGGCUUGGGAAGAGGCUGGUCAGGAGAGUCAGGGCAAGGUGUUUCAAUAUUAGCUUUAAUGUAGCAUGACGGUUGAUUUGUGGUGGGUGCAAAGGGCCGGACUAGAUAUUUUCCCUCCAUCUUCAGCAAUGUUUCUUCAACACAGAAAUGGGGCUUGUUGACGUUAACGACCCUAGGCUCUAAUUAUGGGUGGGAAUCUGCUGUUGCCCCUUGCCAGCAUCCUUGACACAUCCAGGCUUUGGGAUUGCUCCCCAGGCAGCUGCCGGGUGCAGAGAGCCAAGAAGGAAGAGACCAUUUAUUCCACAGAUAAUAAUUCAUGAUCUCAUGAAAACAGGAAGGACUAAUGAUUGCCAUGGAGCAGCCUGAUUGCCAGACAGCAAGCGCUGACAUGAAUAAACAGGCUGACUGCAAACCGAGAGCCAAACAAAGGAGACAUUAGAAAGAUUAGGUAAUAAUAUUUAUUAAUUAGCUGGAGCUAUUCUUUCUUCAAGCUGAAUCCAUCCCAGCACCACAGGCUGUAUGUUCCACCAACACCACCAAGUUGUAUUGAUUAUUGAUGCUUAAGCGUUAACACAUUUGUUUAAUCUUGGUCUGAGUUGGAAUAGGCCAGACGUGACCCAUAUGGGGAUAGGAUACCAGUCCCUUAAAGGGCUGCAUGCUGGUAAAAUAAGUCUUGAGCUUCCAACAGCAGUUUAUAUUUUCUUCUUGCGUGCCAUGAAAGGUAAGGAUAUUAAUGGAAAAGCUCUGACAACCCUUUUAAGACAUUGAAGUGUUGGCCUUUUACAGGAAUAAGGAAGCAAAUAUCCUGAUGCUUAUGGUAAAAAUAAUAAUCAUCUAGGAGAAAAAAAAAAAAAGACCCCAAAGGGGAAGAUCUAGCACAGCCAGAUGCUUUCUGAAGGUUGGGGAGUGUGUUACAGCCUGCAAGGGCCUUUGCCUCUUGUUGGGGGCUUGCAUGCUUGCAUGGUGAGAGAAUGAAAUGAAGACCAGAGUAGAGUGCUUCGUAUUUCUAUAGCCCCUUUCAUCACUGCAUCUUGGGGGAGACUAAACAUCGGGCCUGAUCCAGAGCUCACUGAAGUGUGCAUUCACCUGGCUGGGAGCAAGCUCCCCAUCCCCACCAAAAAGCAAAUAUAACUCAAGUGGAAAGCUGAUUUUUUUCCUAUUUCAUCCUCUGAACUCUUAGGCAGACACAAAGGAAGAUGAGGUUGGGGGAGAAGGGUUAUGGUGCAUGCUGGAUGUAUUUUCCUGCCAAAACUGUGCUGUUCUCCUCCUCUCACACUAAAACACAGCCAUGUCUGGGGUGGAUUGCAGCAGCGAUUUUGGGAAUAGCUCUUUGUACUGCUUUGGGUCUCUCUGAGUAAAACAGUGCAACUAUUCUCAAGAUGAAACUGAGCGCAGCUCCAGGCUAAAAAAAUCUUGAACUGGUCCAAAAGCCUGGAGAGAUUAAGUGAUAGCCCAUGCUCAGAUUGAGUCUUUUUCUCCACCUAGGAGAUGGGGAGCUCAGCAAGUCUCAAAAGUACCCUGAAAGAGGGCAGACAGCAGCAGUAGUAAUUUCUGAUCGUGCAGUGGCUUGAGAGACAACACGGUGGGUUGGGAUGCAUUUUGCUGAGUUGGUGCCCUGUGCUUCUGCGCUGGGACUAAGUGCAUCCAGUGCCCACUCCCACAUUGAAUCCAAAGCGUUAAUUAAGAUUGGAAAAGCCCUUCAUGGCACUGGAGAAACUAGUUCUUUUUCUCCAUGUCCCACAAAUGUCUGUAUUUGUUCAUGGGGCAAGCACUGGUAUGGGAUAGCUCUUUUCCCAGGCUCAGACCCCCUGUUUUGAUGAUUUGCUUUCAUGAGCAUCGCCAGUAACAGGCGCUUUGCAUUUGGCAGACCAAUGACCAAAACAGCCCAAAAGUAGCUAUUUUGCAACUGCUGGUUGCUGAUCCCUCUCUGCUUUGCAGUGAGGCCUAUGUUUUCCCAGAAACAUAUAUUCCUCCAUUUUUUCCCUGCUAAGCAUCGAGCAAAUGGCCCUCCAAACUAAGUAGCAGCCCAUAGACUCUAUGCAUUGCCAUAUACACAUGACUAUAUCAACCCCUCCUGAAAGCCAUUAAGUAAUCAAUGGCUGCAGUGGAAAUAGUCAUUCCUGAUGGUUGCUGAGCUGAUUACAGCAGUCCCUGAUGAUUAAUGUUUGUUCAGUAUUUAGUCUUAAACCAUACUGAAAAGCAGCUGGUUUAAUUACACGGACUGCCAAGAACUUUGUCCUGAAGGCAUUGAGUUUAUCACAUCCACUCUAUACUUGGAUGCUCAAGUAUGACUGACUCUUUUGUUAGAAAUAGGUAUUUUAGGAAGCUGAGAACACUGCAAAUGAUUAAUUUAAUUGCAAUUAAAAUGGCUUGAGUCUUCACGUCAAAGCCUGCUCUUCAGCUCUACGGUUCCAUUUAAGAAAAGGGAUAUGCUUGCAUGUGUGUGUGUGCGCUCAUGGAGAAGGGUUGUCCAUGGGACAACCAUCAUGACCUCAAUAUUUAGUUUUAUGAAGUACCAGGGCCAUGGCUCAAAGCUCUCCCCGAGCUUUAAAAUGACUAAGCUGGUGGUUUUAAAGGCAGAAGUCUCCAAAAGUGUGUAUCCCUUGCUGUGAGUGUAUGACUGCUGCUCAUGGUUGCUUUGUCUGGUGAGAUGUGUGAGCUGUCUUGGAGCUGAUUUACUCUGAACUGACAUUUGAGUGUUUGGUGGAAAAUACAUUUACAGCUCUAAAUGGAUGCCAGGCUUAGGCUUAGUCUCAAGUUGGAGAAAGAAAAUACGUGCGAGUGCAGAUUGUGCCAGGGUAAAGCUGUGUGUCUGGCAGAUAGGGCCAAAUCUGGAGCCAGAACCAAAAGGUGGCUAAGGCUUGGGCUGACUGGAGGCUAACUGGGAUGGAUUUGGACCCAGUGCCACCAGCCACUGACAAGGGUUAUAUACAAGGUAACAUGACAUUGGGAGGAGAGAAGGCAGGGGAGUUUGCCAGCAAGAUUUGAGUCUUGCUUCUCACCAUGUGCCCCUUUGGCAUGAGUUUCAAGUCAGAUAUGUAAAGAAGAUUUGUGGGUUGUGGAGUGGGGUUUUGCUCAGUAAAAGCCAUGCGCUGGUGCGAGGGCAGCUCACACCGCUCUCCAGACUUACCGAGGGCACUUCACUCUUGAAGGGGUCAUCCCGCCCUACAACGUGAUGCCUCAGCACUCUGGCUUUCAGGGAGCCCUGGUCCAUGCACCCAGCUCUGAGCUGGGCAGGAGAAGCCCUACCAGAAAUGUGGUGGGGACGCGGACAUUCUGGGAGACACCUUGCUCCGGGGCUCCCGUGAGCUGGUCAUGGGACGGCAGUGCCAUGGCUUCACGGGGUUGUCCCGCGAGGUGCCACCUCCAUCCUUGGAGCUUUUCAAGACCAGGCUGGGUCAACCCCAUAGGUGACUCUGCUUGGAGCCGGGGGUGGGACUAGAGACAUCUCUUCCCUCCAGUUUACCCUGAGACCCUGAGCUGCUGGGGCUGAGCAGAGACUCCUCCAUGUGAGGGAAGGGGCCAAAGGUAUUGCCUAGAGCCCUAUAGCAUCUGAAACUGGGCCAGGACCUCUCCUCUGGUCAUGAAACCAAGUGGCAAUGCACAGCUCAACACCAGGGCCAUACCCCCCAGUGAGGGGACCUAAUCCACACUGGAGCCAUCCCUUACACCUGGGAGAGGGCUGGCUGGCCCAGACCAAGUCAUCCAGGACACAGACACACAGUCCAAGCAACUGGGGAGCAGCUUGAACCUGUAAAUUUUUUAGGAUAGACAUCGACCCAGAGCUCUCUGCAGCCCCACACCAGCCCCUACACCCUGGUGUCCCAGUCCCUUGAGCAUACUGGGAGGAGUUAGCUCGCUUUGGCCAUCCAUUGAGCAUGGCUCUUUGGGAGGGGUAGAGCCAUGCCCAGGUCUUACGUGGUGGUAGACUUUGGUAGGAAGAUGUUUAGCUCCCAGGUCCUGUCUGAUCUUCCUGGCCUAGGAGGCAAGUAAAAGGAUGGUUUUCUCAAGUCAUGCUUGCCUUGUGUUGAUGUUUUCCCACCUAGUGAUGUUGCUGUUCUGUGUAAAAGUUGACACUCGCCCACACUGUGUGGAGGGAUGUUGUCUGGUUGAGGUGGGUGCAGUGCAGCUGUGCCUAUGGAGAAGCGCUACUUCCCUACUGUAAUGGGAAGGGUGAAGAGCAGAGCUUAACCCCAAACCCAGCCAGAGGACACGCAUGGCCAUCAAAGAGCCAUCAAGAAAAUCAGCCGGACCAGUCCAGCAUCAAAUCAUAAGGGCCAAUAAACCAGUUUAGGGCCCCUGGUGAGUCCGUGUGCCUCUCUUCUCCGCUUGGAAAGCACUAACCUGCCCACAUGUACUCAAUGGUCUUGCAACUGUUAAUGAGAGUCUUGCAGGUAGAGACAUGCACCUUUUGGUGAUGAAUUCUCCUUGGCCUGGAGCAGUUCAUUCCUCCAUCAGCUUGUCCUUGGUGUCUCAUCCUUGUAGUCGCAAUUUUAUCUCCUUGUUCGCAACUCCUAGAGUUGUACUGUUAAUCAGGUUGCUACUUCAGUGGCUGCUCUUGAGAAAAGUUGAUAUGUAGCAAGGUGUCACCAAACAGCUUUACCCCUGCCAACCCGCGGCCAGCCAGUCCUGGCACAUGGUGUCCAAAUUUUAACACCAGCCAGCAACAUCUGGAGCAGAAUCUGGGCCACGGUGGCUCCAUCUCUUGAGUUAAAAGAACUUCUCAAUGGACUUGCUUCAAAUCAGCAGGCUCUUAAUUUUGGAUGCAGCCCAUUGCUAACAUAUAAUGGGUUUGUUUGUAGGCUAGUGGGUUGACUGUAUGGGAGAGGUUUACCCCAAGACCAGGAGGUAAGAAACCAUCAUUUUUAUUGUCGUUCUUUGGGUGACACCACACUUUAUCUUCAGGUGGGACGAGUGGGCUCAUUUGAACUCUGUAUCCCUCUUUUUCUCCGGCUUGUAAAAUGAAGACUUUUAAUACUUAUUUCCCAACUUCACAGAUGUGUUGUGAGGUGUAAUUAAUUGACAUCUAAUAAUGCAAAGAGCUGUUUUGAGUCUGCAUGCAACGGCCAGGCAGCAUGUGGUGCUACCCCGUUGUCAUGCCCAGCAUCACACAUGAUGCUGCACAUCCCGCUCUGCAAAACUCUUUAAAACCCCCUCAUCCUUAACUGCCAAGGUGGAAAAAAAACUUGGCAGGAGUUUCUCCUGAGUGAGGGGGGUGGGGGAAAAGCCAUUUGCACAGUUUCAGCAUUCUGCUGCCACAUUGACCCUGAAAAUACCACAUUUUGUUCAAGAGCCCUUUGGAUGUGGUGGCUGAAGCAUGUCGUGGAGAGGGGAAGGGAGCAGGACUCUGGGCUCCACGGGGAGCCUGCUGAUGAAUCCCGUAGGAUUAGGACCAAACCUUUAGAGUAGUUACAUCCCACCCAGCCCAGCCCUUGGCGAAGUCAAUGGGUCGCCAUUGACUUUGGGCAUCGUUGCGUGGGAACGGACCCAGCCAAAUUAGGGUAGUUUUCUCCAUUCGUUUCUUAACCUGCUGCGAAGUGGGGUCGGAGCCCUGGCUUUGAAGCCGUCGCGUUGGCAGCCAAUUCGCAGGGAUGUUUUGUGUGUUUCAAAGCCUAUGACUGUUCUUAAAGAGGAGUUUUGUUUUGGUUUUUUUUUUCCAUUUGUAGAAGGAAGGACAAGAGUAAUCUGUGGCAAACUGUACAGUACGUGUCUUCUUGUGGUGUCACUGUUUGAAUGGUUAUUAAGUUUUCAAAUCACUGUGGACAGCUAAUCACUUAAGUUAUUAAUUUAUUCUUCGGGGUUUUGUUGUUUGUUUUUUUAAAGUAAUUUGAAACAGUUAUUUAUCCUGUAAAUCGGUCUUGAGUGAAGCCUAGAUAAUACUUUUUUUGCUGUUAAUAAACAUGGUACAUCCCUGA
Harpia harpyja (harpy eagle) is the source of this 9245-nucleotide messenger RNA. It is a transcript of the gene GAB2, whose product is annotated as GRB2 associated binding protein 2. NCBI's taxonomy places the organism in Eukaryota, Metazoa, Chordata, Aves, Accipitriformes, Accipitridae. The transcript has 10 exons. The record is from RefSeq and is a predicted model, not a curated record. The coding region runs from base 106 to 2148 and encodes 680 amino acids.